UACCAUUUAAAAUCAGACUCUUUUUGUCUUUUGAUUGCUGUCUCCCGCCCCAACUCUGAUGUGCUCCGUUAUCAGCGACCAGCAGCCUGCCGCUCCAGCCCCCGUCUGGGUGGGGACCGGCGGAGAGUCCCCCGCAGCAGCAGCAGCAGCGGCGGCGGCGGCGGCAGCGGGCAGGGUUCUAUAGGAAGAGAAAGAGCGAGGCAGAGAGCACAGGCACACACACACUCUCGCACACUCGCGCGCGCAGACCCGCACGGGGACGGCUUGGAAGUCACUGGGUUCCAUGGACGAAAUGCUGCUGCUGGCGAGAUGUCUGCUGGUGGCGCUUAUCUCCUCGCUGCUGAUGGGCUCGGGGCUGGCGUGCGGACCCGGCAGGGGAUUUGGGAAGAGGAGGCACCCCAAAAAGCUGACCCCUUUAGCCUACAAGCAGUUUAUCCCCAACGUGGCCGAGAAGACCCUAGGGGCCAGUGGAAGAUAUGAAGGGAAGAUCUCGAGAAACUCGGAGCGAUUUAAGGAACUCACCCCCAAUUACAACCCCGACAUCAUAUUUAAGGAUGAGGAGAACACCGGAGCGGACCGGCUGAUGACUCAGAGGUGUAAGGACAAGUUAAAUGCUUUGGCCAUCUCGGUGAUGAAUCAGUGGCCUGGAGUGAAGCUUCGGGUGACCGAGGGCUGGGACGAGGACGGCCACCACUCAGAGGAGUCGCUGCACUACGAAGGCCGCGCUGUGGACAUCACCACAUCUGACCGUGACCGCAGCAAGUACGGCAUGCUGGCGCGCCUGGCAGUGGAGGCCGGCUUCGACUGGGUGUACUACGAGUCUAAAGCCCACAUCCACUGCUCCGUGAAAGCAGAGAACUCCGUGGCGGCCAAGUCCGGCGGCUGCUUCCCGGGCUCGGCCACGGUGCACCUGGAGCAGGGCGGCACCAAGCUGGUGAAGGACCUGCGGCCCGGGGACCGCGUGCUGUCGGCCGACGAGCAGGGCCGGCUGCUCUACAGCGACUUCCUCACCUUCCUGGACCGCGACGACGGCGCCAGGAAGCUCUUCUACGUGAUCGAGACGCGGGAGCCGCGCGAGCGCCUGCUGCUGACCGCCGCGCACCUGCUCUUCGUGGCGCCGCACAACGACUCGGGCGCCGGGCGGCCGCCGGGGGGCGCGCCGGGCCGCCGGGCGCUCUUCGCCAGCCGCGUGCGGCCCGGGCAGCGCGUGUACGUGGUGGCCGAGCGCGGCGGGGACCGGCGGCUGCUGCCGGCCGCCGUGCACAGCGUGACGCUGCGCGAGGGCCACGCGCUCACGGCGCACGGCACCAUCCUCAUCAACCGGGUGCUGGCGUCGUGCUACGCGGUCAUCGAGGAGCACGGCUGGGCGCACCGCGCCUUCGCGCCCUUCCGCCUGGCGCACGCGCUGCUGGCCGCGCUGGCGCCCGUAAAGAUCCCAGGAAUCAGCACGGAGAGGCGGGGAUACGCCGUCAUCGUGGAAGUGAAGGACCCCGCAGCACUCAGCCUCCAGAGGGGCGGCUCCCGGACUCAUCUUGGGGAACAGACGGAGCGGCCACAGAGCUACUGA
Molecule: messenger RNA, 1567 nt
Organism: Hipposideros armiger (great roundleaf bat)
Lineage: Eukaryota; Metazoa; Chordata; Mammalia; Chiroptera; Hipposideridae
Gene: SHH
Product: sonic hedgehog signaling molecule
Biological process (GO): smoothened signaling pathway; cell-cell signaling; regulation of gene expression
Molecular function (GO): calcium ion binding; patched binding
Source: RefSeq, a predicted model, not a curated record